AUGAGUUUCCGCGGAGGCGGAACGGCGGGGGGAAGCGCGCGCAAGGGCCCGCAAUACGUGCGCCACAUCCCCAAGUUCCUGCAGGUGCUGCUUCCACCUGUGCGCAACCCCCGCCUGCUGCGCUUCCGCACUUGCGCGACUCCCGCCUGCCGCACCUUUCCGCCUCUUCCGCCUGCCAUACCCACUUACCCCAUCAAGAGGCGCGAGCGAAGGGCGGAAGGCCGUUCAGCUGCUUCCACAUGCAAUCCGCUCCCCCCCCCCUCCCCUCCCCUCCCAAUCACCCCCCUGCUCCCCUCCUCCCCCCCAUCCAAGUAUGAGCAUUUGAUCGAGAAGCGUGAGGGGCAGAAAGUGGUGCGGGAUAUGGGGGGAGGGGAGGGCGAGGGGGAGGGAGAGGGGGAAGGGGGAGAGGGAGGAGGAGGGGGAGGAGGAGGGGGAGUUAUGGGGGGAGCAGGAGGAGGAGGGCAGAGCGCACAUGAUGAUGACGGUGAGUGGGGGAUGGGGACUGGGCAGGCAGCAGGAGGGCAGAGCGCACAUGAUCGGAUGGGGAUUGGGGUGGGGAUUGGGGUGCGGAUGGGGGUGGGAUGGGGGUGGGAUGGGGGUGGGAUGGGGGUGGGAUGGGGGUGGGAUGGGGGUGGGAUGGGGGUGGGAUGGGGAUGGGAUGGGGGUGGGAUGGGGGUGGGAUGGGGGUGGGAUGGGGGUUGCAGGCAAGGGGAAGGGGAGGAGGCGACAAGGGAGACAGAGUGGGAGGCAGCAGGAGGGCAGAUGGCACAUGAUGAUGAUGGUGAGUGGUUGGUGGUGAUGGGGGAGCUUCAAGGCGCAACGAUUGUCUAUGACGAGCGCGAGGGGGGAGCCGGGGGAGCAGGGAGAGAAGGGGAGGACGGGGAAGCAGCACUGACAGCGACUGAGUUGAAGGAACAGGGGAAUGCAGCAUUUUCCAGAGGCGAGUACGAGGAGGCAGUGGGGCUCUUCACUCGAGCCAUUCAAGUGGACCCUAGCUCCAGUGUACUCUUCAGUAACCGAUCAGCGGCCCAUGCAGCCAUGAAGAACUUUCAGCAGGCGUUGCACGAUGGCAGGAAGGCUCUGCAGCUGCAGCCGCGGUGGGCUAAGGCGUACUCUCGCAUUGCAGUGGCGCAUUAUGGGAUGAAACAGUACGUAGAGGCAGCAGCAGCAUACGAGAAGGGGCUGAAGUGUGACCCACUCAGCACCGUGUGCAAGCAAGGGCUGCAACAGGCACGGGAGAGGUGGCAGCAGGAGGAUGAGAAAGAGGCCAAGACCGGGAAGCACACGUUUCGCAAGCGGAAAGCAGCAGAGGGAGGCACGAAAGGGGAGGGGAAGGAGGGAGAUGCACCAAGUGGGAAGAACCAAAAGAAGGCGAGUGGAGGGCAGGGGACAACACAAAAAGGGGCUGGCUCACUGCUUUCCUUCGACGACGAGGCUGAGUUUGAAUAG
Closterium sp. Naga37s-1 is the source of this 1449-nucleotide messenger RNA. The record is from the annotation of a GenBank genome assembly. NCBI's taxonomy places the organism in Eukaryota, Viridiplantae, Streptophyta, Zygnematophyceae, Desmidiales, Closteriaceae.